GUGAGGAGGAGAUGAGGAGACGUGAGGAGAUGAGGAGACAUGAGGAGGAGAUGAGAUGUGAGGAGAUGAGGAGAUGCGAGGUGAUGAGGAGACAUGAGGAGGCGAUGAGGAGACGUCCGGAGGAGAUUUGUAUUCUGGAUCAUCGCGUCAUCCAUCACAAUGAAGAGCCACAUGUGACACACAGCAGCAGCUAUGAAUUCCUGCCACCUGACUUGUCUUCAGAGGAUGACAUGUCGGAAUGUGAGACGGAGACAGUGCGUCCUCGUCCAUUAUUCAGAGCCUUGAGACGUCAUCAGGAAAGUCCCUUCGUCCUCCAUCAUGAAGCGCCACAUGCGACACGCAGCAGCAGCUUUGAAUUCCUGCCACCUGACAUGACCGCUGACCUGAGAGCAGGGGAACGAACCCGCAGCUAUGAAUUUCUGCCAGCCAACAAGCCACAUGUGACACACAGCAGCAGCUAUGAAUUCCUGCCACCUGACUUGUCAGAGGAUCAGAUGAUACAUGACAACAUGUUUGAUUGCGACAUGGCGGAAUAUGAGACGGAGACAGUGCGUUCUCUACCAUUCAUCAGAGUCUUGAGACGUCAUCAGGGAAGUCACUUCGUCCUCCAUCAUGAAGAGCCACAUGUGACACACAGCAGCAGCUAUGAAUUCCUGCCACCUGACUUGUCUUCAGAGGAUGACAUGUCGGAAUGUGAGACGGAGACAGUGCGUCCUCGUCCAUUAUUCAGAGCCUUGAGACGUCAUCAGGAAAGUCACUUCGUCCUCCAUCAUGAAGCGCCACAUGCGACACGCAGCAGCAGCUUUGAAUUCCUGCCACCUGACAUGUCUGAGCUGAGGGUUGUUCUGCUGGGGAGCAGCUGGUCUCAGAGGAGUUCAGUGGGGAACUUCAUACUGGGAGAGACUAAGUUCAACACUGAGGAAGAUGCAGGCUGGUUUCUGACAGAAAGAGGACACGUGAAGGAGAAAGAAAUCGUUCUCAUCAACACUCCAGAUCUCCUCCUCCUCCCACACAGAGUGAGAAGAGUUCUGGAAUCAGUCUGUGAUCCUGGACCUCAUGUGUUCCUGCUGGUUCUGCAGCCUGAAGACUUCACUGAGCAACACAAACUGAGGCUCUGCAGCUUCCUUCGACUCUUCAGUGAUCGACCGUUUGAUCAUUGCCUGGUGCUGAUAUCAACACCCAGAGAGGAGAGUCCAGGUUUGAUGGAAAAGUAUCAGCAACAUCCUCCAUUGAAGGACAUGAUCAGACAGUGUCGCUACAGGUUUCUGUGGCAGAAGAAUGUUGACCUUCCAGAGCUGUUAACACGUUUGGGUCAAGUCGUGAAAGAAAGCAAAGGAGAGCAUCUGAGCAGCAGCUAUGGAUUCCUGCCACCUGACUUGUCUCCAGAGGAUCAGAUGAUACAUGAGAUGCUGAUGCAUGACCACAUGUUUGAUUGCGACAUGUCGGAAUAUGAGACGGAGACAGUGCGUUCUCUACCAUUCAUCGGAGUCUUGAGACGUCAUCAGGGAAGUCACCUCGUCCUCCAUCAUGAAGAGCCACAUGUGACACGCAGCAGCAGCUUUGAAUUCCUGCCACCUGACAUGUCUGAGCUGAGGGUUGUUCUGCUGGGGAGCAGCUGGUCUCAGAGGAGUUCAGUGGGGAACUUCAUACUGGGAGAGACUAAGUUCAACACUGAGGAAGAUGCAGGCUGGUUUCUGACAGAAAGAGGACACGUGAAGGAGAAAGAAAUCGUUCUCAUCAACACUCCAGAUCUCCUCCUCCUCCCACACAGAGUGAGAAGAGUUCUGGAAUCAGUCUGUGAUCCUGGACCUCAUGUGUUCCUGCUGGUUCUGCAGCCUGAAGACUUCACUGAGCAACACAAACUGAGGCUCUGCAGCUUCCUUCGACUCUUCAGUGAUCGACCGUUUGAUCAUUGCCUGGUGCUGAUAUCAACACCCAGAGAGGAGAGUCCAGGUUUGAUGGAAAAGUAUCAGCAACAUCCUCCAUUGAAGGACAUGAUCAGACAGUGUCGCUACAGGUUUCUGUGGCAGAAGAAUGUUGACCUUCCAGAGCUGUUAACACGUUUGGGUCAAGUCGUGAAAGAAAGCAAAGGAGAGCAUCUGAGGUUGGAUACAUCACUUCAAAUCUGGUGAAGAGUAGAUCCCAGAUGACAGCAGUCCACCCUCUGGUGUGACUGCACAAACCUGGUCAUGAUCAGUCAUAUGAUCAGUCAUAUGUGUUAUUAUUUUUCUCCUGCUUUGCUAUUUUCUUAUAUCACAUUUUAAUUUUUAUCAGGGCUGCUGACAACAAGGAUUAAUCUUGAUGUUGUCAGUCUGAGAUCUUCUAGAUUAAGAAGCUAAAACCUCGGCUCUGCUGUGACUUUUUCUUUUCCGCUUUAGCUCAGUUGUCUUAUUGCAACUGAUCCUUUCCUUUACCAAAGGAAAAAGUAGCAGCACCGCUCUGUAAAAAUACUGUUGUAAGUAAAAGUCCUGUAUUCAAGAUUUGACAUUUGUAAAGUGCACUUAUCACCCAAAACGUACUUAAAGCACUUGUUGGGCAGAAUGGUUCCUCUCAGAGAGUUCUGUUAUUAUCAUUACUGAUGCUUUAACACAUCUGUUACAGCUGUUGCUCCUGGUUUAAGAAGCAGAUUGUCUGUUGAACAUGAUUUGCCUUCAUGGAUUUUAUUGUUAGUUACACUUUGCGUAAUCUUGCUGAAGAAGUAAAACUCUUCCAUUUGUCUGUCGUGCAGUGGUGGUCACAUGAUGACCACACCUGUACUGUCUGGCUAGUUAACAUACACUAUAUAUACACUGCUUACUGGGCUGUUGAGAUGUUCGUCAUAUACAGAUAUUCAUAUGCUGUCACAUAUUUGAUGCUGUGUUAUUGUAUUUUCCCUUUAUCUUUAGACUAGCUCACAGGCAUGUACAUAACUGAAGUCCAGUUAAGGAUCCUCACACUGCACAUGGGUAAAAACUGGACUUUCCCAUCCAGCUCUGCAGUCCACAACAAACUCAUCCACAUUUUCAAAGGUGAUAAACAGGAUUGACAGCACGGCAGACUUCUGUAACACACAGAAAAGAAGAGGAAACACUGAAAUAAGUUGAGGGGAAAUUAGAAAAUGAGGAGGGACAGACCUGGUGGACAUGAAAGAUCCUGGAAGAUGAAAACCAGAGAAAAGAAGGUCAAAUCAGACGAGAGCAGACAGGAGAAAAGAAAUGAAGCGCUACAAGAAACCACUGAAAUACUGGCUCAUAAAUGGAAAAGCAAAUAUCUCAGAAACAAUGCGACACAAAACAAGAAGAUGAUGGAAUUUAAUUUCAAAGAAAAAUGUGUCACACGAACAGGAUGGUCAACACUUUGAGCUGAGCUCGAUCCAAAGUCUGCAAAACUGCAACGAUAAACCCGACAGAAGGUCAAGAGCUGAGGACUUUCCGGCUCACAAAGAACUCCAGCACUAUGUUAUUUUAAUCAAUUCAGAAGUGAUUGAGGAGGUGAAACAAUCAGGAUUUAUUAUUGUCACUAAUGAAUGAAAGUCUGGACUGUUUUCAUGAGGUUACAGACAACAACUGUCCUGGUUUUGUGUUUUGUGCCAAACAUGAUUAAAGAUGAUUUUUUGCGAUUCUG
Chelmon rostratus (copperband butterflyfish) is the source of this 3603-nucleotide messenger RNA. RefSeq lists its product as uncharacterized. Lineage: Eukaryota; Metazoa; Chordata; Actinopteri; Chaetodontiformes; Chaetodontidae. The record is from RefSeq and is a predicted model, not a curated record. Gene Ontology annotation, molecular function: GTP binding. The coding region runs from base 12 to 2132 and encodes 706 amino acids. The transcript is spliced from 14 exons.